Messenger RNA from Lottia gigantea (owl limpet), 2652 nucleotides. RefSeq lists its product as hypothetical. The record is from RefSeq and is a predicted model, not a curated record. NCBI's taxonomy places the organism in Eukaryota, Metazoa, Mollusca, Gastropoda, Lottiidae. The coding region runs from base 1 to 2652 and encodes 883 amino acids. The transcript has 9 exons.
AUGACUAAGAAACCAUACAGAAAGAUCAAGCCUAAUGCUAAACAAUCACAUGAUGAAAUAAUCACAACACCACCAAGGUCCCCCCAAAAUAAUAAAUUUACCAUUGACUUGGAUCAAGAUUUGGCCUCAAAAAAGGAUGGGAGUCCUGGUCUUACACCAACAGAGAAGAGAAUUAAAGAAAUAUUUCGGGAUGAAUUCUUAUGUUCUCAGAAUGCCACAGAAUCAAUGUGUGAUGUCAGAUGGGAUUGUACAUCACCUGAUGCUAUUAGACAAGCCAUGAAACGACCUAUAAAGAAAACACAAGCAGUAUCUGAACUUGCACAACGACUCAAAGUUUCUGAUGAUGAACUUAAUUAUGAAGAACAAGAUGUAAAAGAUAAAUCACUGCUGGGUUUGUGCCAACCAAAUAUUGGCUUUGCAGAUGCUGUGAAGAGAGAAACUCGAAAAAAAAGUAAGCGGGGUGUUAAGAAAAGAUCUAAAGGAGUCCUCAUAGCACCAGAUUUUACGCAGCAGUAUCAGGCUUGGUUAGACGAAAUUGAAGCUCUGAGAAAAGCAGGAUUUAAUACAAGAAUUAAUAUUUUAUUCAUCUAUUUUCAAAUGCUUUUUAUAGAAGAAGAAGUGAAAGUUACAGAAGUGUGUGAAAUCCCUUGUGAAAUUCUAACUGAUGAUAAUAUAUGUAAGAAGACCUUAUUAGAUGAUCCUGAUUUAGAUCUAUUAUUAGAAGAUGAUACACUGCUUCCAACAGGUGUUAUUAAAUGUGUUAAGACAUCCUCCUCUGACAAUACAGAAGAUGGCUGGAGUGAUGAUGAACUUUUUGAUGAAGAUUCAUUUCUCAUGCAGGCUACACAAAUGUCUGAAAAUAAACUAGCGGAACUGUGCAAGAGUAACAAGCGUAAACGUGAUAGUCUUGGCUUGACUGGAAAGCCGUCCAAAGAUUUGAGAACUGUGUCAAAGACAGAUGCCCCUGUGAAUCAAAGACCAAAUAUCAUCAACAAGUCUAGUGCUACACAGAUUGCAGCAGUAAAUAGUGUUCCAAAAAUUAUUCCGAAACCUACAUUAUAUAACCAACAAAAUAAACCAACUGUGAUAUCAAAGCAGGCUGUAAUUCCAGCUCAAAAUAAACCUGUGCCUGCAAAUUCAGCAAAUGCUAAUUCAUUCCUGUCUCGAAACUCUUUCUACAGUUCAACAAAAUCACCUUUCAGGAAACAUAACAGUUUUUCUGGAAGUCCAAAUAUCUCACCAGUAGAAAAUAAUGUUGGAAAUUCUGUGAAGAGUCCAUUUCGUAAACAUAAAAGUUUCGAUGCAAGUAAGCAUUUAACAAGCACACCAACUGGCAAAACCAAUCCCUCUAGAACUAGUCGAUCUGAUUUUCAGAGAUCUUUAUCGCGAAAUGGUUUGAAUUGUGACAAACAAUUUAAUAACAACAAUCUGAAUUCUGUGAUCAAUAAAAAUUCAAUGUGUGUUCUUCCAAAAAUUACUGAAGAAAAACCUGAGCCAAAAAAUGUGCCAAAGCCUAAGUCGUUAAUUGAUAAUUUUAUGGAAGAAAAUGAUAGUUUUCUGGAUACCAGUAUUUCUGAUGAAAUUUUACGUCAGUUAGCAGAGCCUGAUGAAGUUUUGGAGAGCCAGGCAACACCCAAGGAGCCUCCAGUGAAGGAGGAGGUGAAAGCAGACGUGAAUGACAAUAUUGUGGAUGAUGAGGUACUUCAAGAAAUGUUCGAUGAUGACUUUUCAUUUUCUGAUAUCAAUGUAAAUUUAGAAAACCCUCCAGUUCAAAAAGAGAUAUCAAACUCUUCUGUUCAAAAAGGAGUUUCGACGACAUCGACACAAAAAGGAGUAUUAAUUCCACCAGUGCAAAAUAGGAUGUCGAACUCAUUGGCUCAAAAAGGAAUUUCAAAUAUAUCAGCUCAAACAGGACUUUCAAUUUCAUCUUCCCCCCAAAAAAUAUCAAAUCUAUUGGCAGGAGUGUCAAACACAUCAGCUCACAAAGGAAAUUCAAAUAUUUCAGCUCAAAAAGUAGUGUCAAAUCCAACAGUGCAAAAGAAAGUUUUUAAUCAAAAAACAGUAUCAAAUCAAGUGCAAGAAAUAGGUACAAACCAAUCAGUUCAAAAUACUUUUAGGACAUCUGCAGAUAAAGUGUGUGAUACAAAAUUUGUGAAACAAAGUGUGCAAACAUCUACAAAUUGUAAAAAACUUCAGCCAAACAUUAUGAACAAAGGGCCAGUUUCCUCAAAUUUAUUAAGUUCUAAAACAAACUUAAGGGUUGUGUCCACAUAUCAAAAUGUAAAUUCCACAAACCAGACUUUGGUGAAGAAGCCUUUGACAUCAGUUGGAGUCCGUAAACCUUUGAAGAAUAUUACACCUCCUGUAAAACCUCCCUCUGGAGGUUCCGCCCCAUCUCAAAAUAAGUUUAGUUUUAAGAAGAAGUCAACUAUAGGGUUCACCAAGACAAAUCAACCGGGACAAAACACAGCGGUUCAAAAUCCAGUUAAAAAUUUUCAAUCAACUGAUAAACUGCCUCUUAAUAAAUCAAUUACAAUGACUCAAGAUUUAUUUAAUGAUGAUUCCUUCAACUGUGAUGAUCCUUUGAUAGAAUCUCAGUUCUUGGCAGAAUUAGAGAAAGUGGAAUCUUCCUUGAAAAGUUCUAAAUCAUGA